Molecule: messenger RNA, 4447 nt
Organism: Fukomys damarensis (Damara mole-rat)
Lineage: Eukaryota; Metazoa; Chordata; Mammalia; Rodentia; Bathyergidae
Gene: Il12rb2
Product: interleukin 12 receptor subunit beta 2
Exons: 22
Coding region: 200-3418 (1072 amino acids)
Biological process (GO): cytokine-mediated signaling pathway
Cellular component (GO): external side of plasma membrane; signaling receptor complex
Molecular function (GO): cytokine receptor activity; cytokine binding
Source: RefSeq, a predicted model, not a curated record
GCAAGGAAUCCGGCCGACCGUGGUGCAACCUCUGAAACUGAGCCAAAUACACCAUCCCCUUGGAAGUCAUUCUUCUCAGUUUCUUGGUUAAGUUUCCACCCACAUCGGAAUCCCCGGGUCCUGCCCGCACAGCUGCAGCCCAAAUGCCCUGCUGCCCCAGCGGGAAACACGCGCAAGUGGAGAGUGCUUUUAACCGAGGAUGCUCUCGCUGGAGGCGAACCCAAGCGGAAAACUGCUCACUCUCCAGAGCGACGCCUGGAGCUGUCUGUCCAUGGCCCCCGCGAGGGGCAGCCUGCUGGCUUCCGCUUUCGUGGCCGUGUGGCUGCUGAUCGAAGCAGAAAUAGAGGUGUGCAGGCUGGGCAGCAUCACCGUGAGACCGGCCCACGAGGUGGCUGUGGGCUCCACCACCGAGAUCUCCUGCUCGCUGAGGGCCGACGGAGGCUGCGCGCACAGAGGCGGCGUCCGCAGACUCAUCCUCUACCAGCGCCACACAGAAAUCGGCUUCAGCGAGAGUCGGGCCUUGAGCCUCCGAGUCUCGGACCUGCCCGAGGACACACGCCACACAGAAAUCGGCUUCAGCGAGAGUCGGGCCUUGAGCCUCCGAGUCUCGGACCUGCCCGAGGACACAGUCACGUUUGUCUGCAAAGUGGCCUGCACCUCCGGAGGCAUCGUAUCCCGCGUGUGCGGCGUGGACCUCUCCGUGGGCGCUGCUCCAGAGCGCCCUCGAAACGUGUCCUGUGUGCAAGAGGGACAGCACGGAACCGUGGCCUGCUCCUGGGACCCAGGCCGAGCCACCUACCUGAGCCGCAUUUACAUGCUGCGGCUUCACGGACCCAGAAAUUUAACUUGGCAGAAGCGGUGUAGGAAUCACUGUCGUCACCUGGACCUCGGAAUCAGCCUCAGCCCCGAACUCCUGGAGUCCAAUUUCACAGCUGAGGUUAGCGUCGCAAACCGCCUCGGAAACGUGUCCUCGGUUCCAACCACGUUCUUGUUCUUGGACAUAGCGAAGCCGCUUCCUCCGCGUGACCUCAGAGUCCAGUUCCCGAAUGGGUCCAGCAGCCACAGUACCCUCCAGUGGACUGACGAGGCCUGGGUGCUGCUCAACCAGCUCCGGUACCGGCCCAUUGACAGCAGGUCCUGGACGAUGGUCAGCGCGACCGACACCCAGGGCAGACAAGAGGGGCUGCGUCUGGAGCCCUUCAUGGAGUAUGAAUUCCAGGUCUCCUCUAAGCUGCAUCUUUCCAGCGGAGGCUGGAGCAACUGGAGCGAACCUUUGAGGGUGCGCACGCCAGAGGAAGAGCCCUCGGGGACACUGGACGUGUGGUACUGGAGCCAGCGGGCGGCCGGCGGCCGGCGGGUGUCCCUCUUCUGGAAGGAACUGAGUUCAGCAGAGGCGAGAGGGGAAAUCCUGUACUACCAGGUGGGCCUGCAGGAGGUGAUGGGGCGGACGGCGGUGCUGUGCAACGUCACACGAGGCGCCUCCUGGACAGGGGUUCUCCCUGGCACAGGGCCGUGGACCGUGGCUGUGUCCGCCGCCAACUCCAAAGGAAGCUCCCGGCCGGCUCGCGUGACCAUAGGGGACCCGUGCGGCACCGGGUCGCUGGCUCCCCGCCAGGUCUCGGCGAGCUCCCGGGGCGGCAUCACAGUGACCUGGCGGCAGUACCUGGUGGAGUGGACGGCGCUGCCUGGACGCAGCCUGCAGGCCCCGCUGAACUGGCUGCGGAUCCCCGCCUCCAGCAGGUCCGCUGUCAUCCCAGAGAGCGUGGAGCCCUACGUGUGUUACGAGAUCCGCGUGUACGCGCUGUCGGGGACCCGAGGCGGGUGCAGCUCCGUCCUGGGCGACUCGGGGCACAAAGCGCCGGUGAGCGGCCCCCGCAUCGAGGCCAUCAGCGAGGAUGGGGCGGUCGUCUCGGUGUCCUGGAGCCCCCAGCCGGCGAGGGAGCAGGUGGGCUGCGUCCUGCACCUCCGGAUCUACUGGCGGGAACGGGGCUCCAGCACCCCGCCGCAACUCCAGGGUAUAUGUGCAUGCGUGUGUGUCGCGCGUGUGUGGGUGUGUGUGUGCACGGAGUUCUCGCCCACACGCCGGGAACGCCCGCCUUCCAGUAGCUGCGUGGGAGCAGCCGGGUCCCAUGACGCCCAGAGGUCGGAUGAGGCCAGCGGGUCGCCCAUACACGAUUUUGAGCCGCCCUGCGCCCCCUCCCGGCCUGACUGCUUUAUUUCGCAAGCAGUUGGCUUUCUUCCAGAAUUUAUCAUACACAAAGAAGGGACGGGCGGGCAUGGUGGUGCAGCAGUCCCCAGCUGGCCCUCCCGGAGCUCCUUCCGGCUCAGCGGCCUGCGGCGCGGGGUGACCUAUGUGCUGUGGAUGACGGCGGUGACAGAGGCGGGCGAGGGGCCACGGGGAAAUGAAAGGGAAUUCAGCCUGCAGGGUAAACCCGGACCCAGCCCCCUCCCUCCGCCCCUCCUGCCGCCACCUGUGCUCUGUGCUUCCUCUGCCCCUGUGCUCCUCCCCUCCUACUCCGCUCUUCCUCCACUGCACAGGGCUCAGGCGGGACUGGUGAUCCCUAAGUACCAUUCACACCACGAGGAGGCGCACGCCAGCAUGAGCAAUAGCAAGGAUUGUCUCCUGGCAGGCCAGAUGGCAGGUGGCACACAGGACACAGUGGCUGAGGGAACAGAGUCGCCCAUAGCCCCUGACAGGAUUUGGCCCUGCCCAGGGAAGGAGGCGCGGGCGGGGUCCCUGUCCAGCAGCCGGCAGGUCCCUGCUCAGCCUGAGCCUGCUGCCAUUGCAGGAGGAACAGGCUGGACAGCGGUGCUGGCCGUGAGCACGUGUGUGGCUGUCCUCACCGUGGGCGUCUUCUCCACCCGCUUCUUCCGGCAAAAGGCACUGCUGCUGCUGACGCUGCUCAGGCCACAGUGGUGCCGCCCUGGCGUCCCGGACCCGGCCAACAGCACCUGGGCCCAGAGGCUUCCGCUGGAGGAGGGUCUGUGUCAGGAAUGGGAGCUGGACUUGUCAGUGGUGAGGACCGGGGUUUCUGAGCCUGCUUGUUUGUGUGACCUCUACUUGCCAGCGCCGACCCCUCCCGCCUCCAUGAAGCCUGGUGGUCGUGGUCCCGAGGGCCCUGAGAUGACACCACUGCCGGUGGAUGGGACGCAGACGGCUGAGUGUCCCCCGGAGGAGCCGGAGCCACUGGUCAUCAACGAGGCCGCGACCCUCCCAGGCCCUGACGGCUAUCUCCCUGCCAGCCCGGGGGACCUGGCCAUCCCUGAGUCCCUGCCCCCGGGGCCCAUGCGGGAGCUACCACCCCUAACCCUCUCCAUCUUCACCAGCCCCGUCCAGCCCCUCGGUGGCACCUGCGGCCCCAGGCUGACCCUGGACCGGCUCAGAAUGGGCUGCGGCUCCCUCGUGCUCCAGCCCUGAACUCGCAGGUCCUGGGCGGGCGGCAGGGAUGACUCUGGCGGCGUCCCUGUGGCCUGAGGACCUCGCCUCCAGCCCAGCUCGUGACCGGCAAGGGGCGAGGGGAUGGGAGUGGAGGGCAGCACUGGCCACGGGAGCAGCCAGCUGACUGCGUCUGGCCUCAUGCUCACUGCAGCACUCCUGCCUCAGCCUCCCCGUCCUCCGUGGCCAGCCACCGUGCAGCCCAGGGGCAGUGCCGGGACUGAGCUGGAGAGCGGCGCAGUGCUGUCCCUCUCCGCGGGGACACAGCCCCCACUGCUCACCUAAGUUGGGUGGACUGGGACAGUCACCGCGAGCCACCAGGAGUGGAGACCACGUUUCGGGAGCUGGUACGUUCGUCUGCGAGACGCACUCUAGUCUCACUGCCAGCCUCCGGCAGCCUCACAAACCGUCCUGCUGUGCCUCUGAAACCUGCCUAUCGCACGCUGCCCCCGGCCUGCAGCCGCCUCCCUUCCCCAAGUGGGACCUCCGACAGGCAGAGGACCCAGGGAGAACUGUCAGGAGUCCCGGCCAGCUCCCCUCUCACGACCCAGGCCUGGCCGAGCCCACUCCACGGCGCCGGCUCUGCACCCCACAGCCGAGACGAAACACGGCCCGUCCCUCCUCCCCCAGGGCUGCUGGGACCCGGGCUCUCCCGCCUCUGCCUCUGUGCCAGGCGGCUGCUCUGAGGCCACAGGGUGGAUUUUUCCGAAACUCACAUCCGCGUUACCUGCCUGGAGAGAUGAAAGCCAGGGUGUUCCGCAGGGCCGCGCCUCCCGCUGUCCACGCGCAUGCUCUCUCUCAAACACUGUCACUGCGUCCAAGGUUUGCGGGCCCCGAGUAGCAUGGGACUGGGGGACACCCUGCUCUCCCAAGGGACUGCUGUCUUCCAUCAGGAGGUGCAGCCGUUUCCCCCCGAAGAACGCGUCUUUCCCAGGCAUCUUUUUGUGGGCUGGUUUUUUUGUUUUGUUCUGCAACACAUCUCACUGUGUAGUCCAGGCUGGCCUUGAACUC